AUGGCUCCACCACUUACGAGGAUCGGUCUUGCCGGACUUGCUGUUAUGGGCCAAAAUCUUGCACUCAAUAUUGCUGACAAAGGAUUCCCCAUUUCCGUUUAUAACCGAACAACAUCAAAGGUUGAUGAAACUGUCGAACGAGCAAAACAAGAAGGAAAUCUUCCACUAUACGGCUUCCAUGACCCUGAAGCCUUUGUUAACUCCAUUCAAAAACCGAGAGUGAUAAUAAUGCUUGUUAAGGCCGGUGCACCUGUCGACCAGACCAUCAAGACCCUAUCUAGGUACAUGGAAAAAGGUGAUUGUAUCAUUGAUGGAGGUAAUGAAUGGUACGAGAACACCGAGAGGAGGGAGAAAGAGGUGGCCGAAUUGGGUCUGCUCUACCUUGGGAUGGGAGUUUCAGGUGGCGAGGAGGGUGCUCGACGUGGUCCUUCUAUGAUGCCUGGUGGUUCUAUCGAGGCUUACAAAUACAUUGAAGAUAUUCUUCUCAAGGUGGCAGCUCAAGUUCCUGAUAGUGGCCCCUGUGUGACGUAUAUUGGUAAAGGUGGAUCCGGUAAUUUCGUGAAGAUGAUUCAUAAUGGAAUUGAAUAUGGUGACAUGCAGCUGAUUGCCGAGGCUUAUGAUGUGCUGAAGUCGGUUGGGAAGUUGACAAACGAGGAACUACAAAGUGCAUUUACAGAAUGGAACAAGGGAGAGCUUCUGAGUUUCUUGAUUGAAAUCACUGCGGAUAUAUUUGGAAUCAAGGAUGAUAAAGGUGACGGAUAUCUUGUCGACAAGGUCCUUGACAAAACUGGAAUGAAGGGUACCGGUAAGUGGACUGUUCAGCAAGCCGCUGAAUUAUCGGUUGCUGCUCCCACCAUUGAAGCUUCAUUGGAUGCUAGGUUCCUUAGUGGUUUGAAAGACGAAAGAGUCGAAGCUGCAAAGAUCUUUAAAUCAGGCGGCUUUAGUGAUAUCUCGAUCAACCAACAUGUAGACAAGAAGCAGUUGAUUGAUGACGUUAGAAAGGCUCUUUACGCAGCCAAGAUCUGCAGUUACGCACAAGGAAUGAAUCUGAUCCGUGCAAAGAGUGCUGAAAAGGGUUGGGGCUUAGAAUUGGGUGAACUCGCCCGUAUCUGGAAAGGAGGCUGCAUCAUUAGAGCUAUAUUCUUAGACCGAAUCAAACAAGCGUACGACAGAAACCCCAAUUUGGCAAACCUUCUCGUCGAUCCAGAGUUCGCAAAGGAAAUAAUCGAUCGCCAACCUGCAUGGAGAAGAGUUGUUUGCCUUGCUGUCAAUUCUGGUAUCAGCAUUCCAGGUAUGUCUGCUAGUCUUGCUUAUUUCGACACUUACAGAAGGGAAAGGUUGCCUGCUAAUUUGGUGCAAGCUCAACGAGACUAUUUCGGUGCUCAUACUUAUGAAAGGACUGAUAUCGACGGGUCUUACCAUACCGAGUGGUUCAAGCUUGCCAAGCAGUCAAGAAUUUAG
This is a messenger RNA of Lathyrus sativus (Indian pea), 1461 nucleotides long. Lineage: Eukaryota; Viridiplantae; Streptophyta; Magnoliopsida; Fabales; Fabaceae. The record is from the annotation of a GenBank genome assembly.